Striga asiatica is the source of this 2076-nucleotide messenger RNA. Lineage: Eukaryota; Viridiplantae; Streptophyta; Magnoliopsida; Lamiales; Orobanchaceae. The record is from the annotation of a GenBank genome assembly.
CUAAAACCUCAUCUCCACAUCGACUGUACUGAACCCCACAACAUCACCACCACCGAAAUGGGCGCGCUCAGGCUGCCUACCCUCACCUCACUCUCCGCCGCCGCCACCACGGCGGUUCCUCGCCACCACUUUGGACGCCAUCUACGCCUCCCCGUCCGCCGCAUAUUCGCCGCUGAUUUAUCAACUCAAAGCAGCACCGUGAAGAAGGAAAUAGCAACUCCUCCCGAAGGCGAGCGCAGCUCGGCGAAGCCCAAAGUCCAUCCCGAUAAGGAUCGAGUAAUCACUCCUCGCUCGCAGGACUUCAACGCAUGGUAUUUAGACGUCAUUGCGAAUGCGGAGCUAGCUGAUUAUGGCCCUGUUCGGGGUACCAUGGUUAUUCGUCCAUACGGUUACGCAAUUUGGGAAGCAAUUCAGGAGUAUUUGAAUGUGAAGUUUAAGGAGACUGGUCAUAGUAACAUGUAUUUUCCUCAGUUUAUACCUUACUCAUUCAUUGAGAAAGAAGCUAGCCAUGUUGAGGGUUUUACUCCAGAAUUAGCUCUUGUGACAAUUGGCGGAGGAAAGGAGCUUGAAGAAAAGCUUGUGGUUCGUCCUACAAGUGAAACAAUUGUUAACCACAUGUUCACUCAGUGGAUUCAUAGUUAUCGUGAUCUUCCACUAAUGAUCAAUCAGUGGGCAAACGUCACGAGAUGGGAGAUGCGUACUAAACCAUUUGUGAGAACUCUUGAAUUUCUGUGGCAGGAAGGUCACACAGCCCAUGCAACCUCUGAGGAAGCUGAAAAGGAGGCAUUACAGAUGAUUGGUAUAUACACAAAAUUUGCUCUUGAGCAAGCUGCAAUACCUGUUAUUGCAGGUCGUAAAUCAAAGCUUGAGACCUUUGCUGGAGCCUCAAAGACAUAUACAAUCGAAGCAAUGAUGGGUGACCGGAAGGCUUUGCAGGCUGGAACCAGCCACAACCUUGGGCAAAAUUUUUCCCGAGCAUUUGGGACACAGUUCACAGACGAAAAUGGAGAAAGGCAACACGUAUGGCAGACAUCGUGGGCAGUUAGCACGAGGUUUGUUGGUGGCAUCAUUAUGACACAUGGAGAUGAUGCUGGCUUGAUGCUUCCCCCAAAUCUAGCUCCAGUGCAGGUAAUAGUAGUUCCAAUAUGGAAGAAAGCAGAUGAAAGGACAGGAGUUUUGAAUGCUGCCUCAUCUUUGAAAGAAGUUCUUCAAGCUGCUGGAAUUAAGGUUAAACUUGACGACUCUGAGCAGAAAACUCCUGGCUGGAAAUUUAACUUUUGGGAAAUGAAGGGUGUGCCUCUGAGGAUUGAGAUUGGGCCUCGAGACGUUUCAACCGGUUGUGUGGUUGUCUCUAGAAGAGAUAUUCCAGGGAAACAAGGAAAAGUUUUUGGUAUAUCAAUGGAAUCUUCAACUUUGGUGGCUUAUGUAAGAAGCAAGUUGGAUGAGGUCCAGUCCUCUCUUCUUGAAAAGGCCAAGUCCUUUCGGGAUAGCCACAUUGUUGAUGUCAGCUCUUAUAAUGAGCUUAAAGAAGCAAUAGCUGAAGGCAAAUGGGCAAGAGGCCCUUGGUCAGCCAGCGAUGAAGAAGAAUUGAAGGUGAAAGAGGAAACAGGGGCGACCAUUAGAUGUUUUCCAUUCGAACAGCCUCAGGGGGCAAAGAAAUGCUUGAUGACUGGCAACCCAGCAGAUGAAGUUGCUAUUUUUGCCAAAUCUUACUGAUCUUAAAAGUUCAAAACUGUCCACAUUUUGGAUUAUGUUAUCAGCUAUAUGUUACUGUAAUUGCUUUUCAGCCACUUGUCCUCGACAAUUUCACGUUCACGAAAUUUUGUUGGUUGAGCAAAAAGAACAAGAAGAAGAAAGAAAGAAAGUGGCUUGGUUGAAAUCCUGUUGAACUCCAGGUAUAAAAGUAAGAAUAUUUAGUAUCUGCUUGUGGAACACUGAUGGAAAAACUCGAGUUGUUGUAAAUUGCAUUUUUUAGUGAUAUAGAGGAUUGUUUGUUAAAUAAAUGAUGCUUCCAGAGUUUUAGAUGCAGUGUAUUUAAUGAUAAUAUAGUUUCAGGACAAUUAUGUUAUGUGUGGA